This is a messenger RNA of Guyanagaster necrorhizus, 866 nucleotides long. RefSeq lists its product as uncharacterized. The record is from RefSeq and is a predicted model, not a curated record. Bases 159 to 695 code for a protein of 178 amino acids. The transcript is spliced from 9 exons. NCBI's taxonomy places the organism in Eukaryota, Fungi, Basidiomycota, Agaricomycetes, Agaricales, Physalacriaceae.
CGAAAUGAUGCUAUCAAACUCGGCUCUCACCCACGACGCGCACCGUUAUUAUACCGAUAUCCGGGACCUCUGUCCCGACGUCGUAGGUCGGUCCCACCAUCGAGGCACUGUGGUGAGCCGAAAAGGGAGAUGCCGCCGGCUUCGCGGCACGAGUGGAUAUGCCUGCACAGACCCACUGGUGGAUUACUGCGUGGUUCCUCAUCACUAUUCCUGUCAUAUUUUGGGACGCUGCGUAUCUUUUCCUGAGGCCUCGCUCUAUGGAGGGAGGCGAUCUUCAUUGGAUAUGGCAGCCCUAUUCCAUUUAUCAAAACAUCGACUACAUAUACGGCGUCCCGGCAUUUGUAGAAAAAGAUGGCUUCCCGAACGCCCAAUCCCUGCUCAACAUUUUUGAAAAUUUCUUGAAUAUUGCAUACUUGUACCUCGCGUACGUCGUGCGGUGGCCUCCUGCCACCCUCGUCGCUUUCACGUCUGCCAGCUUGACGUUGGCAAAGACGGCCCUGUACUGGGUGCAGGAGUAUUAUUGCGGUAUGUGUCGCAUCGGACACAACAAUACCCAGGACCUGAUCCUAUACUGGAUCAUUCCCAACGGAAUCUGGCUUGUCGUCCCCACUUUCAUUAUCUUUCGGUUGGGGAGAGACUUGAUCUCGUCACUCAACCUUGCCCAUGGGAUGCGGUCCAAGACGAAGAGCAGUUAGAUAGCUUGGCCCGGAACCGUUUACCGAAACGCCUGCCCUUGUGUGACCGAGGAAUUGAUAUCUAUCUAUCUUGCUUGCAUGUACCUAGUUUUAAUUUACUUGUGGAUGGAAUUUUGCUGGCCACUUACGGUGACGGGGGGGAAGAAGUCAGAACAAGCAGCUUGGGGUCCG